GCUGCUGUCCGGGGCAGAAGGAGCGUGAGCCCGCCCGCAGGUAGCGGAUCCGAGCGGGCCGGGCUCAGUCAGGGCCUAUGGCAGCGGCGCGGGGGGUUCGCGGGUGUCUCCUGCGGGGGCCCUUCCAUGCCCGGCUGGGCAGGGGCUGCAGCUCCGGGGCUCCUGUGCGGCAGCAGCAGCAGCAAGCGCUUGUGGCUGCCCCCGCCCCGGCUCAGAAAGUGCCCGGAGACCUUGGGCAUCUGUAUGGAGGAGGUAGCCUUGUGAAAAUGCCUAUCAUGGAAUUGCCAAGCACAAGAAGAAAAGGUUUCCUAACUGAACAUGCUGCCCCUUUCUCUGCUUUCCUGACUGACAGAUUUGGCCGUCAGCACAACUACCUACGGAUCUCCCUGACUGAGAAAUGCAACCUCAGAUGUCAGUACUGUAUGCCAGAAGAGGGAGUUCAACUGACCCCUAAAUCAGAGCUGCUCACUACCCAGGAGAUAAUCACCAUUGCCAGGCUCUUUGUGAAGGAAGGUGUGGACAAGAUCCGAUUGACUGGUGGAGAACCACUCAUCCGGCCUGACGUGGUUGAUAUUGUGGCUCAGCUGAACAAGCUAGAAGGGCUACAAACCAUUGCUGUCACAACCAACGGGAUCAACUUAGCUAGGCUGCUGCCACGGCUGAAGGAGGCGGGGCUGGAUGCCAUUAACAUCAGCUUGGAUACUCUGGUUCCGGCCAAAUUUGAGUUCAUCGUCCGGAGGAAAGGCUUUCAUAAGGUAAUGGAAGGAAUCAACAAAGCCAUUGAACUGGGGUACAAUCCUGUUAAGGUGAACUGUGUAGUGAUGAGAGGCCUCAAUGAGGAUGAGCUAUUGGACUUCGUGGCGCUCACGAAGAACCAGCCGCUCGACGUGCGGUUCAUCGAAUACAUGCCCUUCGACGGCAACAAGUGGAACUACAAGAAGAUGGUGAGCUAUAAGGAGAUGCUGGAUACAGUCAGGCAGAGAUGGCCUGAAUUGGAGAAGCUGGCUUGUGAGGCCUCCAGCACAGCCAAGGCUUACAAGGUACCAGAUUUCCAGGGGCAGAUCAGCUUUAUUACCUCCAUGUCAGAGCACUUCUGUGGAUCCUGCAAUCGGCUGAGGAUAACUGCAGAUGGGAACCUGAAGGUGUGCCUUUUUGGGAACUCAGAAGUGUCCUUGAGGGAUCACCUACGGGCUGGUGCUUCGGAGGACAAAUUGGUUCAAAUUAUAGGAGCAGCAGUGGGCAGAAAAAAGAAACAGCAUGCUGGCAUGUUUAACAUUUCCCAGAUGAAGAACCGGCCAAUGAUCCUGAUCGGUGAACAGCUUGAACUGUGCAGACUAUUCCUGGUCUCUCACUGUUUGCUUGGUUCUUUGGCUGAGUUGCUCUACUACGUUCCAGAAAAGGGGGAAACAGAGGCAGCAUUGAAGUCGACCUCACUACUGCAAGAUGCCGUGCAGAAUUCUCCACGUUCAAAGCAAUGGGGCCACAGACCUGGCCACUGGCUAAUGCCAAGAGCAAGUUUAUCCAAGCAGAUGGGAAAAGCGUUUAAGAAAAAUGUGUUUACAGGACAGCACGCCUUGCCAGGUUCUCUCUCAGAGCAACAGCAGCUUACAGCAGAAAUUCUGCGAGCUCAGGCUCGCGGCAUUUGCAUCUUCCAAAAGAUUUUGAGCUCUAGCUCGGACACAAAGUGCCUUAGGACAGGAAGUCCUUCCAUUCAGCACACCUGCCAAACUGCUGUGGACAGUCACUCUGGGGCUGCUGCUGGAAACCAGUCAGAAGAAAAGGGCCCAGGAUCCCACUCCAAAACCAUAGGUUCUGGCUUGUGCGCCAGUGAACGGGGUCCCUCCGGCAGCCUGACUCACGUUGACCAAGAGGGGCGGGCGGCCAUGACAGAUGUUGGAAAGAAGCCCGAUUCUGAAAGGACCGCUGUUGCCAGUGCUGUGGUUCGUCUGGGUGAGGAGGCAUUUGGGAUGGUGCGGCAGAACCAGCUGAAGAAAGGAGAUGUGCUGGCAGUAGCCCAGAUCGCAGGGAUUCAGGGAGCCAAGCUGACCAGCCAGCUGAUCCCCCUGUGCCACAACAUCUCUCUGAGCCAGGUGGACGUCUCUCUGAGCCUGGACGAGAGCAGAUGGGCUGUGGUGAUCCAGGCGCUCUGCCACAGCCAGGGUAAGACAGGUGUGGAGAUGGAAGCGCUGACUGCCGCCAGCCUUGCUGCCCUGACUGUGUAUGACAUGUGCAAAGCAGUCACUCACGACAUAAUCAUCGAAGAGGUGAAGUUGCUGAGCAAGACGGGAGGGCAGAGGGGAGACUUCCAGCGUGGAUAGCACUUAUCCUGUAACAGGAGCAUCCCCAUGCGGGCACUGAGGGCGCGGGCUGCCUUGGUGCCAUAUCUGCAGUCUGGCUGGGGAAACAGCAGGUAUCCUAUAAAAGAAUGGGACUUAGUCUGAACGGCCAGGCCAUCUCACUGCUUGGUGCUCCUCAGGUCGACUCCUACUGGACAGGUCUCCCCAGGCGUCCACAACCACACUUAGCACCCUUCCCCGUACCCUCGGGUUCUGUUAGGCCAUGGAAACUUUCAUCUCACUGCCAUGGGUCAAAACUGAGGCCCUUCAACCCAGUGAUGUCAGGGAAGCUGGCCUGGCUGCUGUAACCCGUCCAGUGCUUAGUCAGGCGCUCUUCAUCAGUAUCAAAUUCACUUGGCAAAUAACACACAAUUAGGAGUAGUUUAUUGUAUCUUUGAUCAAUGACGCUGGCUUAAGAAUUGCUCCUUUCUUCCCACCAAACUUGAACUAGGAAGAAACUUCAGAAGGAGACAAUGGGGAGUCAUUCUAGAGUCCUGGCCAUUGAGCAAAGAUUUUAAUAAUGUAUGGAGCCCAAUCAGCUGGAAUUAUUCAGCUCAAAGUCACCUAGCCACACCCCUCACAACUGCUUGGGUCCUAAAUGGGUCUGAUCACUACCAGAGCAAGGGGAUGGGAUCUUAUGUCCAUGAAUGGAAAAUUAGAUGUUGGUUGACUGAUGCCAAAUAGCCCAUGCACAGGCCUGAUUUUAUUCAGCAUCAUGCCCCUCAGUGCAGAGAGCUACUGGGAUAGGAGGAACUGUAAUUUGCACACCCUGCACUGUUUUGCUGUAGUUCACUUGUGCCUGCCAUCAUAACCAACUCACUAGAUGUCCCUGCAUGCUCAGGGGCCAGUUCUGAAUCAAUCUCUGUCUAUCAAAGCCACUUCCCAGAAGGUAAUAGGCCUCCUUCCUUGCUGUGUCCUGAAGGGAUGCCCUGCAGUGUUACAUCAAAGCUUACUGUGCCACCCCCCUCCAGAGCAACCAGCAGGAACCAUGACCAAAACUGGGUAGCCAUGAAGAGGCUUCCUAAAAGAGCCAAUAUGGGCUGUCAAAUGACUCAGCUUAAACUACUUCAUAAGGUUGUGGGGUUUUUUUUUUUUUUUUUGGUACUCUAGCAAGUUUAUGGGCUGUGCCUAAGAACGUCAUUCUGCUCCUUAGGAAAGUCAGGGACAGAACUCCCCAAAAUAUGAGCAGAAUCAGGCCCUUUUUUUAUUUCUGGGACUUGAAAUCCAGCUGAGUUUCCCACCAAACUCCAGCAGAUUCGGAUUUUUUUUUUUAAUCCACAUGUCUGCCAUGGCAGUUUGUAGCCCCCGCCAAUGGUGUGUCAUGGGAUAACCUAGUCUCAUGCUUGCUUCUAUAGACUUUGCAUCCAGCCCGCAGAGGAAGCUCAAGCUAGGUCUUGACCAUCAUUAAUGUUGUUGUUGCUGAACUCAGUGAUUCUUUUGGCAAACAGGGUCAUAAACAUCCCUUUGCUGUGUUGACUCUGCCUCAGGGAAGGGGAGGAAAUCCUUCAAGAUUUGUCAAAGGAACCCAGGAGAGGGGAAAUUGGAAUAGGCACUUAGAAGCCUGAAAAAUCAGUCUUCUAAAAGUGAAGUCCUUGAUGUUGCGGAGUCUUAUGCUAUUUUUGUUAUUAAAACCUGAACCUCUCAAGGCAUGUGGCUAGAUAAGGAUCUCCGCUUUUUCUUUUUUUAAAAAAAGGAAAGUUCCUAGUUCUUCUGGUGGCAGAGAAAAAACUUGGAAGUAUGAUCUGAAUCCAUCCUAAAAGCUCAAAGCCAGAAAGCAAACAGAGAGAGAGAGAACCCUGGGCACUAGGCUGGCAUGUGUAAUGAUUUUAAAAAGUUCAGUGUUAACACUCAGCACUUGAAAUGGUCCCCUUGCUAAGGAUGAUCUUCAAAAGCAGGAGUUAAUUUUGCAUGUUUUUGGAGUGGAAGGGAAUAGACAUAAUAAAAUAUACUGAUUUGUCAGUCUAAAUUGAAAAACAAUUCUCCCUUACUCUCAAACCUUGAGUUCAAGAUUCUUUCUCCUGCUAUAGUUGAGAUCAAACACAUACAGCAGAGCGGGGAUUCCAGCUCUCUAUGCCAUCUUAGAGGCUAGUGCCACCCUGUGCUAUGGUUGGAGAAAGACCCUCAAUUCAGAUGUUGGCAGCCCCAACAGUCUUUCCGUUUAUAAACCUUGUGUUUAAAAAUGAAGUCCUACAGUCCACAGUGUUGACAAAUUCUUCAGCAGUAAUGGUUUUUUUUUUUAAUCAACCCAAGUGGCUACCCCAAAUACUCUUAACACCUCUUUGUUUUAACUUGCUUGCCACUGCUGUAUUUUGGUUUUAUACAGUAACCUGAAAGCUUUACCUAAACCUCAAAGACAAGGAGCCCCCAACUUUAAUUUAUGGUGUGCUCCUGUGGCUUAAGUUUCCUGCCCUUUGGACACCAGUGCUACCACCCCCUUUGAUACACACAACCGAGGAAGUUUUUAAAACAGCCUUAUUAACCUUGCUUUCCUAUUAAACUAGAGCUUUCAAGUAACUGGAAAGAAUUUUUUCCUUUGCCUUGUGAUUAUUAUUGUUGGUACAGCCUGCUCCCUAAAGUUGUGUUUCAAGAAACAUUUUAUCCAGUGGUGAGACUAUACAUGACAGCAUCAAGCACAUUUCAGUCACUUCAAAGGAGAUUAGCUCAGGUUUAGUGCAGUAAACUAGGAAGGCAGGGUCAGAUUUAAAACUUUAACCCCCUCUCUUUCCUAUACACCUGAUUGCCCAUCACUCUGCUUCCCAACCCCUUUUCUUUACUAACUCAGUUGCAGGUAGAGCAUCACACCAGCACCAAGGAAGCACGUUGGAGUUCACUGUAGAGUUGCUGUGCAUUUUAAGCCAUGCUACGUGUUUGGGUGUAGCUAGCAGUUUGAAAUAUAUAUUUUUCUAUUGGUGAGCCAUUAUCCACAACAUCCCAGUAAUAGUAGCAUUGCCAUGACCACUAAGUUCCAAAUUCCACCACUAGAUAUGCUUAUGGGAUCCCGUUGACUCUAUAGGGUGCCCGUGUGGAACCAGAUGGCACAAGUUGGUUCUAAUACCCUUUGCUAUAGAAGUAUCUGGCAGUGUGUUUGUUUAUAUUGAUCAGACCUUUCAUUUAAAGACUGCUUAAAAUUAGCACCUCUUGGAAAAUUCUACCUGAACACACCUUAAUGGUAGAUAAGUGACAUAGCUGUGUGAGAGCAGUGGUCACCGAUGACUGGGGAGUCUAAGCCCUUCACGGGUAUGUCUACACUGCACCUGGGCGCAAGGCUCCCAGCGUGGCUCGACAGACUCGUGCUAGUAGGCUAAAAAGAGCUGUGUAGCCACAGCAGCUCAGGUUGGGGAUUGGAGGCUCUGGCCUGGGGUACACUUGAGAGCCUGACCUCCAACCCAAGUCGCAACAUCAAAGCAAUGUCUAUGCAGCUAGUUUUAGUGCACUAGCAUGGCUGUAGAGCUGGGCUGGGAUGCUCACUCCCAGGUGCAGUAGAGCUAGACCCUUACAAGUUGCACUGGGUUUCAACUACUGAGUGGGUGCUGAAUUCCUGGCUAGUUCCUUGGCUGCUUCUCUCAAUCCCACACACCCCCAUGAAGCGGAAGAGUCUUCCUUGUAGAGAAGCACUGGCCAUUAGUAGCAACAACGCUCAAGUCUCAAGCUUUGGCACUGGUCUGGGCCUCUAUCAUUCUGCUUCGCUGGCCUAGUUUAUAAUCCUGCUUUAGGACAAACACUGAAUUUAAGGAGCUUGUGGCUUCAGUCUGACUGCCCCCUUUUCACAUUAAACUCUUAAUUUAGCUGGGUGUUUACAGGAAAAUCUUUCUUCCCACUAAAUCAAUCUGCACGUGUGUCACACCAGUCAAAAAUGGCAUGGAUUUUUCACAUCUUUGAGCUAGUGAUCACCUAAGAUGAUCAGCUCAUCAAAUGUUUUUUUUUUUUUUAAUACUGUACACAACUUUCCAGUUCCAAAUUCCUUAGCAAAGCCAUACGGCAUGGAAAGUGGCAUUUAUCAGAAAGCAUUUCAGGUACUUAAUCUGUUUUAUUUUCUUAGUUACUGUGAGAUGUGACUAAGAGCUCUUCUGUCUGCACUGUGGCAAUGAAAAGAUACAAACACCCACUCUGGGUGCUCAAAUACAAUAAUUCUGCACAAGGUCCUAUUGCUACAUCAGACCAUACUGAUUACUUGCCAUCGUGGCAGGAGAAUCUCUGCUAGUUUAAGAAGAAUAUUGGUUAAUGCACAGAAGAUGCCCUCUGCAAUCCCUCUUACAGGGCUGGGGGAGGAGGAUCAGGCUUGGAAGCACAGAUACCAUAUUUAGGCCCUGAUCCUCAAAAGAAUUUAGGCACCUAACUCUUACGGACAUCAGUAGCAGUUGGGUGCUGAAAUCCUAGGAGGGUCUUGCCUUAGAUACCAUGGUGAUAGGCAACCUUAAAACCAAAUAGAGUGGUUUCUUACAUAUCAGGACUGAAGUGAAUUGGCUGAGCUAAAUAGGGAAAAGACACCUACUUGCACUCUGCGUUUGCCUUUGCUUGCUGUAACCAAGUUGACUCUUACUUUCAUGAGCACUUCUUGUUCACCUACAUUUACAUUUAAAAAAAAGAAUACAGCCUCUUGUAUGAGGUUUUAAAAACCAAACCAAACGUCUGUGCUGAUUCAAGGGGUUGAGGAACGAGGAGUUGUAUUCUGCGAGAGAGAAGAAGGUUUAAGUCUGAGCUGAUGGUGCAUUUUGACACAUGGCUCCUCAGCUUCUGAAAAUCUGCUACAGUGCAAUAGUUGAUUUAAAAAGCCAGGACCUCCCCACAGACUUUGAAUUUCACUAGAAUUCCUGCCGCGGGGGUGGGGAGGAAGGGGAGAUUGUAAGGUUGUCUCUUAAUCUGAAUAGUUAGGGCGAAUUGACAGCUCAGCUCUAUAGUGGUGCCAUAACAUUUUCUUGUUACAUAACCAAGCCUUGGAACUAUGCAGUUAGUCUGAUAGAGAUAAGAUGUUGAAUUAAGUAUGUGAGAGUUCAUUUAUUUUAUGAGAAUGUGUUGCCAAGGGGUACUAGGUAAUAAUGUAUGUGUGAUUUUUGUACCCCUGCUCCAAUCCCCAAAGUAAACUGGGUCAGUAUUUUAGAGGCUUACCUUGCUCCAGUACAUUUUUAAUAAAGACUAAUUGUCGUGGAAAUGA
Caretta caretta (loggerhead turtle) is the source of this 7488-nucleotide messenger RNA. NCBI's taxonomy places the organism in Eukaryota, Metazoa, Chordata, Testudines, Cheloniidae. The record is from RefSeq and is a predicted model, not a curated record.